Molecule: messenger RNA, 1157 nt
Organism: Cylas formicarius (sweet potato weevil)
Lineage: Eukaryota; Metazoa; Arthropoda; Insecta; Coleoptera; Brentidae
Gene: AP-2sigma
Product: AP-2 complex subunit sigma
Exons: 3
Coding region: 108-536 (142 amino acids)
Biological process (GO): clathrin-dependent endocytosis; intracellular protein transport
Cellular component (GO): AP-2 adaptor complex; membrane coat; intracellular membrane-bounded organelle
Molecular function (GO): clathrin-cargo adaptor activity
Source: RefSeq, a predicted model, not a curated record
UUUUGACAAUUUGACGGUAAUUUGACUUUACUGGAUAAAAUUGUUUGACCCGUUUUCUUUUAAUUUUUUGAAAAAUAGUCAUCUAGUGAUAGUGUCUUUUUCACACAAUGAUUCGGUUCAUAUUAAUACAAAACAGAGCUGGAAAAACACGGUUAGCAAAAUGGUACAUGAAUUUUGAUGACGAUGAAAAGCAAAAGCUAAUAGAGGAAGUUCAUGCUGUUGUUACCGUAAGAGAUGCUAAACAUACCAACUUCGUGGAGUUCCGUAAUUUUAAAAUUGUCUACCGCCGAUAUGCAGGCCUAUACUUUUGCAUCUGUGUUGAUGUAAAUGAUAACAAUCUAUGUUAUUUAGAGGCGAUACACAAUUUUGUAGAAGUUCUGAAUGAAUAUUUUCACAAUGUUUGCGAAUUAGAUCUUGUUUUUAAUUUUUACAAAGUCUAUACUGUUGUGGAUGAAAUGUUCUUAGCGGGAGAAAUCAGAGAAACUUCUCAAACCAAAGUUUUAAAGCAACUCUUGAUGUUAAACUCAUUAGAAUAAUGAUAAUCUAUUAUGGAAACUAGCUUGUUUUUGAAUGUAAGGCUUUGUAGUAAGAGUAAAAAGUGAUUGGAUAAUCAGCGUAUGUUAAAAUAAAACAUACAAAAGGUAAUUAUGCUUUAAUCUUGUUGUGGCAAUCUCUUUAUGAUCUUAAUACACAAGGUAUAAAAAGGCUUAUAGGUUGGUUGUAAAAGUUAUUCACCACUGGGAAGUUUGUUUACAUAUCACAAUGAUCUUACAUUUUCUGGACAUAUAUUGUGAGUGUAAAAAGAUAGUUUCCAUGUAAAUUCUAAGAUAAGAUAAUCUUUUCCAACCAUUAAUAUGAUUGGCAUUAAGCGCUAGGAUAAUACCACCUCUUAUUUAAAAGUUUUUUGUCCUAAGAAAACAAUUUCGGUUUUACAAACAUUAUUUUGUCAUUGGAUAAAGUACAUGAGAAUGUAUUUUUAUUUAAUUAAAAUUGGAACUAUUUUGUUUAAAAAUGUUUAAUUUGAGUUAUUGUUUAUAUGUACAAAUUUGUAUGUAAUACUCAUAUUUUAAAAUAAAUACUUUUAUUGUUUCUAUACUUUGUAAUUAUUAUUUGUAUGAUUAGCCAAUAUGAACAAAUACUGGGUAAUAAUAUAUUGU